Messenger RNA from Cladophialophora yegresii CBS 114405, 2100 nucleotides. Its product is annotated as 1,4-alpha-glucan-branching enzyme. The transcript is spliced from 3 exons. The record is from RefSeq and is a predicted model, not a curated record. Gene Ontology annotation, cellular component: cytoplasm. Gene Ontology annotation, molecular function: hydrolase activity, hydrolyzing O-glycosyl compounds; cation binding; 1,4-alpha-glucan branching enzyme activity. Gene Ontology annotation, biological process: glycogen biosynthetic process. Bases 1 to 2100 code for a protein of 699 amino acids. NCBI's taxonomy places the organism in Eukaryota, Fungi, Ascomycota, Eurotiomycetes, Chaetothyriales, Herpotrichiellaceae.
AUGGCAUUGGCUCAAGCAUCCCAAAAUUCGGUUCUGGCUGCACCAGCCAAUGGUGAAGCUGCCCCAGACGGAACAGGUGUCAUUAAGCUCGACCCUUGGUUAGAGCCAUUCCGCGAUGCCCUGAAACACAGAUUUUCUAAAGCUCAAGAGUGGAUAAAGAGGAUCGAUCAGACUGAAGGUGGACUGGAGAAGUUCAGUCGAGGUUAUGAAAAGUUUGGCUUCACCUUCGACUCCAAUGGUGGGAUAUACUACCAGGAAUGGGCUCCGAACGCAGAGCAAGCAUUCCUUAUUGGCGAAUUCAACGACUGGAACAGAGAAUCACAUCCUCUGCAGAGAAAUGAAUAUGGCGUAUGGUCAAUCCACCUCCCAGCCAAAGAUGGCGUGCCUGCCAUUCCACACAACUCAAAACUAAAGGUUUCGUUCGUCAUCCCCGGUGGUGAGCGGAUAGAAAGAAUACCGGCUUGGAUUAAAAGAGUUACCCAAGACCUGUCCGUGUCCCCAGUCUACGAUGCGGUGUUAUGGAAUCCUCCCAAGAGCGAAAAAUAUACCUUUAAAAACCCCAGGCCCCCCUAUCCGAAAAGCGUACGCAUCUACGAGGCACACGUUGGCAUCUCUUCGCCCGAGUUGAAAGUUGCAACAUACAAGGAGUUUACCAAGAAUAUGCUCCCCAGAAUACACUACCUCGGCUACAACGUCAUUCAGCUGAUGGCUAUCAUGGAGCAUGCAUACUACGCAUCCUUUGGCUACCAGGUCAACUCAUUUUUCGCGGCAAGCUCGAGAUAUGGCAGCCCUGAAGACCUGAAAGAGCUAAUUGACACUGCUCACGGCAUGGGGAUUACAAUCCUCUUGGAUGUUGUGCACUCACACGCCAGCAAGAACACCCUGGAUGGCCUCAACAUGUUCGACGGCAGCGACCAUCUGUACUUCCACGAAGGCGCUAAAGGUCGGCACGAACUCUGGGACUCCAGGCUCUUCAACUACGGUCACCACGAAGUAAUGCGAUUCCUCCUGUCCAACCUCAGAUUCUGGAUGGAAGAGUAUCAGUUCGACGGCUUCCGGUUCGAUGGCGUCACGUCAAUGCUCUACACUCAUCAUGGCAUUGGGACGGGUUUCUCAGGGGGCUACCACGAGUAUUUCGGGCCUGCGGUCGACGAAGAAGGUGUCGUCUAUCUAAUGCUGGCGAACGAAAUGCUUCACACCAUCUAUCCCAGAUGCAUCACCAUAGCCGAAGACGUUUCUGGAAUGCCUGCCCUAUGCCUGCCGCUCUCCCUUGGUGGUGUUGGUUUCGACUAUCGCCUCGCCAUGGCUGUUCCAGACAUGUACAUCAAGAUGCUGAAAGAAAUGUCAGACGAUGAAUGGGACAUUGGCAACAUCGCAUUCACACUCACCAACCGACGCCAUGGGGAGAAGACCAUCGCAUACACCGAAUCCCACGAUCAGGCGCUUGUCGGUGACAAGUCGCUGAUGAUGUGGCUCGCUGACAAGGAGAUGUAUACACAUAUGUCGGUCCUCUCAGAGUUGACACCUGUCAUCGACCGCGCAAUGUCUCUGCACAAAAUGAUCCGCCUGCUCACCCACGGCUUGGGCGGCGAAGGGUGGCUUAACUUUGAAGGCAACGAGUUCGGUCACCCCGAAUGGCUCGACUUCCCCCGCGCGGGCAACGACAAUUCUUUCUGGUACGCCCGUCGCCAACUCCACCUCAGCGAAGACAGUCUCUUGAGAUACAAAUUCCUCAACGAAUUCGACCGAACCAUGCAAUGGAACGAGGAGAAGUACGGCUGGCUCCACUCGCCACAAGCAUACAUUUCUCUCAAGAACGAAUCUGACAAGGUCCUCGUCUUCGAGCGUGCCGGUCUGCUCUGGAUCUUCAACUUCCAUCCUUCAGCAUCCUUCACCGAUUAUCGUGUGGGUGUGGACGCACCGGGCGUGUAUAGAAUCAUCAUUGACACAGACUCGCCCGAGUAUGGCGGGCACGGACGCAACGCGAAAGACACGAGGUUCUUCACCACGGAUAUGCCCUGGAAUGGUCGGAGAAACUUCACACAGGUGUAUAUCCCGACGAGGACGGCGUUGGUUCUCGCCCUCGAAUCUACGUUGUGA